Molecule: messenger RNA, 1256 nt
Organism: Aplosporella prunicola CBS 121167
Lineage: Eukaryota; Fungi; Ascomycota; Dothideomycetes; Botryosphaeriales; Aplosporellaceae
Exons: 2
Coding region: 103-1002 (299 amino acids)
Source: RefSeq, a predicted model, not a curated record
UGCAUUCAGAACCCAAGACAAAACCACAGCCUCGUCCGCCUUGAUGCCUUGAACCCCACGACCGCCCUCGCCCCCCCGACCCAUUCCCAGCCCGCCCGCACCAUGGCGACCCGCGGCCAAUUCAACACCAAGAACCCCACCAUCAAGCGCAUCCUGAAAGAAGCGUCGGAGCUGGCCAACAAUGCCUCGACCGAAUACCACGCCGAGCCGCUCGAAGACAACCUCUUCGAAUGGCACUUUACGCUGCGCGGGCCCCCGGCGCCCUCACCCUACGCCGGCGGCAUCUACCACGGGCGCAUCAUCCUGCCGCCCGCGUACCCGCUGCGCCCGCCCUCCUUCCGCUUCGUCACGCCGACCGGCCGCUUCGAAGUCAACCGCGAGAUCUGCCUCAGCAUCAGCGGCCACCACGAGGAGUCCUGGCAGCCAGCGUGGGGCAUCCGCACCGCGCUCGUCGCUAUCCGCAGCUUCAUGGACACGGACGCCAAGGGCCAGGUCGGCGGCAUCGACUGCACCGAGGCUGCCCGCAGGAAAAUGGCCGCCGAGUCCGUCACCCAUCGCUGCGCUAGCUGCGGCAAGACUAACGCGGACGUCAUGACCGAGCGCGAGGACCUAGUCAGGGAAAUGGUUGGCAAGGGCGAGAUCAAGGAGGAGGAGGUCCCCGAGGAGCUGAGGCUCGCAUACCGCGAGGACUUGGGCAAGCAGGCUGAGCCGGGCGAAUCGUCGAGCAAGGCCGCCGCUCCGCCAGCCGCGAACGAGGAGGAGACGUCAUCUGCGCAAAAGACCGAGACGACCACACCGGCUGCGAGUGCCUCUGCCCCGCUGUCCGCUGCCCCUGCGCCUGCACCCGCACCCGCUGCAGCGCGCCCUGCCCCGCCGCCUCCUCAGCAGCAGCAGCAGCAGCAGCCUCGGCGCGCGGACGACGCGGUCCCGGCCUGGAUCGACAAGGCCAUCUACGGCAUCGUCGCCGCGCUGGCAUUCAUGAUCCUGCGCCGCAUCUUCUGAGCUUUCUUUUUUUCCUGCUUCCUCUUCCCGUAUACGAACGGUCUCGAAAUGGGGCUGGGGGUUCUUUUGCGUUUCUGUUAUCUGCGGGUUCUUUAAGGGUUUAGCGUGGCGUUGGGGAUGGGAUGGGAUGGGAAGGGGUUCAGCGAUACCACUCUCGUAGCAAUUAAUGGGUGAUUCUUCUUAUUCUUUUCCUUCCUCGUUUCUUCUGAGAUUGCGUGGAGCGAGAUUGGUAGUAUGGUACUGGGGUUUGGGAC